CUGCCAUCGGAAGGAACAACAACAACACGGUCUAGCAGGGCGACGGUCCGAUUGCAGUUUCUUUUCGUAAUUUUAAAUACGCAAACGUAUCAAGCUAGGUCAAAAAGUGGUACGUAAUGUGGUGUAGCGUGUAAGCGAACAGUUUGACGCGAAAAAUUUCGUUCCAAGUGAAGCUCCGGCGUGAAAAGAAAGCUAACGUCAUUGCAGUUCGUGGUGCGGUGGGCAAGAAAACCGGUCACCAGCGUCCCAAAACGACCUCCUACCCACUGCCUCAGAGCUACCCGUGGUGUGGUUUUUUGGUGGAAGUUUGCUAAGAAAGCUGCCAAAUAGGAAAGCAUGGGCCUAACCGUAAAUCAGGUAAUGCCGGUUGCGAUCGGCGUGGUGGUCGUAGUGGUCGGUGCCGCCAUCGCCAACUACCUGCUGAACGGCAAAAAGGGCAAAUCGUCCUCCUCCACCUCCGCCAAGGGCAGCGCUGGGAAGGAACCGAAAACGCUGCUCGAUCCGCAGGAGAAGUAUAUGCUGCCACUGAUCGAGAAGGAGGAAAUUUCGCACGAUACGCGCCGGUUCCGGUUUGGGCUGCCGAGCGAAAAGCACAUCCUCGGACUGCCGAUCGGUCAGCACAUUCAUCUGUCCGCCACCAUCAACGACGAGCUGGUGAUUCGUGCGUACACGCCGGUUUCGUGCGAUGACGACCACGGGUACGUCGAUCUGGUGGUGAAGGUGUACAAGAAGAACAUCCACCCGAAGUUCCCAGACGGUGGCAAGAUGUCGCAGUAUCUGGAAGGCAUGAGCAUCGGCGACAAGAUUGCGUUCCGCGGUCCGUCCGGCCGGCUGCAGUACCUGGGCAAUGGGCGGUUCUCGAUCAAAAAGCUGCGCAAGGAUCCGGCCCAAAUCUACGAAGCGACGCAAGUGGGCCUCAUUGCGGGUGGAACUGGAAUCACUCCCAUGCUUCAGCUGAUCCGUGAAGUACUGAAACAUUCCGACAAGGACAAGACCAAGCUGUCGCUCAUUUUUGCCAAUCAGACUGAAGACGACAUCCUGCUGAAGCCCGAGCUGGACGAUUUGGCUGCCCGCUAUCCCGACCAAUUCAAGCUGUGGUACACGCUCGAUCGGCCCAAGCCCGAGUGGACCCAGGGCAAGGGUUUCGUGACGGACGAGAUGAUCAAGGAGCGACUGUUCGAGCCCUCGUCAAACUCGCUCGUGCUAAUGUGCGGUCCACCUCCGAUGGUGAACUAUGCCUGCAUUCCAGCACUGGAAAAGCUGGGCUAUCCGACGGAGCGCACCUUUGCCUAUUAAACCUAUCCUGCUGUCAGUACGUACGCGUCGUCGUUCCUCCUCGUAUGCACCGCAUGUCAGUCGUAAAGGUGGUUUCAAGCGAGACAAUAGAAUACACUUACUUAGGGGGAUGUUACUAAAACAAAAAACACGAAGGAAUGACUCAUGUGUGUUUAGAUGUCAUUAGGUACAUGUAAUGUUCUAUUGUUUCUGUCCUCAUGUGUGAUCUAGAAGAUCAGAGAAGUAGGGAAAUUUGAAGAAAAAAGACUUAGGGUCGUGUAUUAGAGCGGUUCCUUCUGAAGGAACACCAGCGAACACGUAGAAUAUAGAGCCGGAGAAUGAAAAGAUCAAGUUAGUAGCACAACUCCCAGACAAACACAAACACACACACAGUCAUCACCUUAAGGCCGUUUUGCCUCUCCCAUUCCGGGGGUUUUAAGCACAGCGUCCCCGUUAACCAUCGCAGCCUUUCCCGAACCAAUUAAGAUAUUAGCGGCUCUAGACGUUGCUUGUUGUGAGAGAUGUUUUCGGAUUUAAAUGGAGCUUUACAUAUAUGUGUGGCACAAUAUGGGGGAAAAUUGUGUAGUAACUUACUGGAACCAUUACUGUCGAUAGCUGUCGGUUAAACUGAGACAAAAAUAAAUCGAAAAAUGCUAAUACACCUUAAAAGACAAGUAGAAAGAUCCCA
Messenger RNA from Anopheles arabiensis, 1963 nucleotides. RefSeq names its product NADH-cytochrome b5 reductase 3. The record is from RefSeq and is a predicted model, not a curated record. Gene Ontology annotation, cellular component: mitochondrion. Bases 337 to 1296 code for a protein of 319 amino acids. Lineage: Eukaryota; Metazoa; Arthropoda; Insecta; Diptera; Culicidae. Gene Ontology annotation, molecular function: FAD binding; oxidoreductase activity. The transcript is spliced from 5 exons.